Funneliformis mosseae is the source of this 1521-nucleotide messenger RNA. NCBI's taxonomy places the organism in Eukaryota, Fungi, Glomeromycota, Glomeromycetes, Glomerales, Glomeraceae. The record is from the annotation of a GenBank genome assembly.
AUGCAGAGUAAAACAUUCAUCACAUUGACGUUUCUGAUUUUAACCAUUAUUUCAUCGGUUCAUGCUUGGAUUACCGUAGGUUUAUCCUAUAAAAUAUGCGACACCACCUUUACUGAUGAUGUAAUCCACAUCAACGAGCACGACGCUCACUUUUAUACGAAUUCUACAAAGGUCAAGAAAAUAACAACCGAUAAUCAAACCUCAGAUGGGUUUGUACUCAAUGUCACUAUGUAUGGGUGUCAAGAUAAUUGUGGUUGGUCAUUUGACCUAAAGGUAGAUAAUUCUACAAGGAAAGUUACGCCAGUUGCUAGUAAACAGCUUCCUUAUACCUGUACGGGCAACCCAAACACGUGGCGAGUUGAUCUGAACACCAAAGUUUUGAGUGUUGGAGAAACUCCUAAUCCAGAUUAUCCUUUUUCCUUUAACCUUGCUAUGCAUUAUUGUAAAAAUAAUUACAACAUAGACAACAACACCGCUAUAACCGGCAAAGAUGUUAAAAAUAAUUAUAAUUGUCUCCGCGCUUAUUCCGAUAAAAUGUAUGAUCCUAGUACUAUCUUUAAUUUUGAAAAUGAUGGGAAUCGAUGGCCAUUUAUGGGACAAAAACCUGCUGCUUUAUCUUUAGCUGCAACAGUAGAUAAUGCUUUUACCUUUUAUCAGAAUCACUACCUAGGGUUAAAAUAUUCUUUUAGUAACCUUACUGAAAAUAUGGUUAAUCACCUAACCGAUUUUGCUCCAUUCUAUAAUCAUGCACCGGAUGAAUCAAUUUCUUAUGAUAUUUCUGGCACACUACAGUUAUUAACUGAUCAUUUUAAAUUGAAUUUACUCCAAGUAGGAACAAUCUUUGUUGACUCGGUUUCUGAUCAACCAACUUUUCUUGAUAAAAAUGGAGCCCCAUUAAAACGAACCGUAUCAAUAAAAGAUUUUUACUAUAAAGUGCCUUUUGAUGCCAGUGGUACAAUGAAGAAUACUUUUAAAAAUUUUGGUCAAGAUAAAGAUUCUUUUUUGAAAAAGAUUAUUGAUAAAUUACCCAAUACGGUUAAUGGAAAUAUUGAUGUAUUCACUCCUUCAUCUAAAUGGCUUGCAGCACCUUUUUAUGUGGCCAUCGAAUUAGUUAAUUUUGGUAGUUUAGAUGUUAGGAACUUUGUACAGCCUACUCUUAAUGCAGCAGUGGCAAGCACCAUCCUCAAUCAUUAUGGUCUUACCUAUUGCAACCACGUAAAUCAAGAUCUCUGUGGUAAAUGUUGCUUGGCACAAGUUAAAGUGACUAGAUGGGAGAAUACUUGCUAUGUUCGUGGUUCAUUUGACUGUGAUAAUAUUAAGAAAUUUGUUAACUUUGCUGAUUACUGGCACUAUGAUUACUGUAAAAAUAAUGAAAACGGUUGGAGUAUAAAUUCAGGAGAUUGCAUCAAUGAAUCGACUAUCCGAUGUUCUGCAUUUCCAAAUGGUUGCAACUCUUACAGUUGUGCCCCUUCACCAGAUUCCGGAAAAACUAGUGGCGAUUGUAAUCAUUGUGAUGGUUAA